AUGCGGCGCAAACGUAAACUAGAAUUCUAGACGUUAAGGUGAAUCUGUGAAUCGUAAGAUUAGAAACCACACAAUGCCUGAGCCAAUUGUUAACGAGUUUCAUGUGGCGCCCGUCUGGCUUACUCGCGAUUACGUCGAACAGAAGCUGCGCGUGUACUUUAAGGAUGCCAAACUGCAAUUGACGGAAUUACAGGUGACUCCAGGCACUGCUAAUGGGGAGAACUACGCUAGCGUGAUGACGCGCAUCAAUGUAGAGUUCAAGGACAAGGAUCUGGCAAAUCAGCGAGCCACAUUUCUGGUAAAGACCACAUUUGCUGACAAGGAUCCAGCUGCGCAUUUACUUGGUCCCUACGGCAUCUAUGUGCGAGAAAUGGAUAUGUACCAGGAGGUGCUUCCCAAGUUGGCUGCAAUCGUAAAGCAGGAGUUGGGUGACUCAAGGAAGCUCUUUGCAGCCACAGUGAAUGUGGAUCGCGACCGCGAUUCAAUAAUAUUUGAGGACAUGUCAUUGGAAAAGUACUUUGUGGCAGAUCGCAUCAAGCAAUUGGAUCGCGAGCACAUGCACCUGGUUCUAGAAAAGUUUGCUGAAUUCCAUGCCGCGUCCGCGGUGCUUAACGAAAGGCAACCGGAAAUCUUUGCUGAGAAGUACGACCGUUGCUUUUUUAAUAACCACACCAGAGGAUAUAAGCCAGUGAUGCAGAAUAUGGUGAAAGCUUUAAUUAGAUCCUUGGAGGAUGAUAAGGAGUUGCAUGAUCGCUAUGCUGAGAAACUCAAGGGAGUCGUCGAGCAUAUUAUGGACUAUGGCGAAAGGACUAUGAUACCAAAGAAGGGUGAUUUUGUGACUUUGUGCCACGGUGAUCUCUGGACGACGAAUAUGAUGUUUAAGAACAAUGCUCAGGGAAAACCAGAAAAUGUGAUCUUCAUUGAUUUCCAGUUUAGUGUCUACAACUCUCCGGCAAUCGACCUUCAGUAUCUAUUUAGCACAUCCUUGCAGGAUGAUAUUUGCCACAUUGAAAUGGUGCAGUUUUAUCAUGGAAAACUUGUGGAGGCCUUGAAGAAGCUCAAUUAUAAGGGUGCAAUUCCAACUCUAUUUGACUUCCAGUUGCAGUUCCAAGCAAGAUACUUUUAUUCUAUCUUUUCAUCAUUUUGCUUCUUGCCUGCAAUGUUGCACAGUGGAAAUGAAGAGUUCUCAAUUCAAAGAGCGGCAUCUUUUGCUGAGAAGGAUGCUGAGGUUCGAGUUGCACUCCAUAAAGCUGAUGUCAUGCGAAAGAAAGUGAGGAAGCUGUUGCCUUUUUUCGACAAAAGGGGUUUGCUCGAUGAAAUGUAAUUCAGUUUAUAGCUCCCCAGUUUAGAGAUGAUAUAUUAAUUAUAAUAACUUUUAAUAAAAGUUUACGAAAAUGUAUCUAUCCAAAAAUAAGUGAUAAAAAAUAUACAAUUAAAUAAAAAGUGCUAAUAAAAGUAAUUUAGAAC
Molecule: messenger RNA, 1467 nt
Organism: Drosophila nasuta
Lineage: Eukaryota; Metazoa; Arthropoda; Insecta; Diptera; Drosophilidae
Exons: 2
Coding region: 74-1324 (416 amino acids)
Source: RefSeq, a predicted model, not a curated record